Molecule: messenger RNA, 2700 nt
Organism: Debaryomyces fabryi
Lineage: Eukaryota; Fungi; Ascomycota; Pichiomycetes; Serinales; Debaryomycetaceae
Exons: 1
Coding region: 1-2700 (899 amino acids)
Source: RefSeq, a predicted model, not a curated record
AUGUCACGCACACCAAACAUCAACACUAGUAGCUGGCUACCGCUAUGGGGAUCCAACAGCCCAUCGAAUACACUUGAUAACAGAAGUAAAGAGAAUGAAGAAAUAUCGUCCACAAAUUCUACUUCUAAAUUAGUGAAUGACCAGAAAAAGAAUCGAGACAUGGAUUUGAAGAAGGACCUAAGCUCAUCGAAGGCGAUAAAGCCUAAAGCUUCUUCAUCAUCCUUAGUAAACAAUGCCAACAACUGGCUAAACUGGUCUUCAAAGGGCAAAGAGGAUAAUUCUGAGCACCGUUUAGAUAGCGGUGAUAAUAAUGAACAAGAUCUGGAAGAAAACAAUGAUGCUGAACAUGAAAACGAUGAAAUAGAUGAUGCAGAAAAUAAUGAUUAUCUCCCGGACGAUAAUGGUGAUGAAAUUGACGAACAGAUUACAAACAAUAACAGAAAGAAAUCUUCUUCUUCCUGGACUUUCUGGAACAAUGGAAGUCAUAGUGCUAGUGAUAAUGAUUCAAAUAAUAAUAAUAAGGAUAAGAAAGAAAGAGAUAAGAAAAUAAGCAUCACGAACAGAAUUCUUCAAUCAACUCCGUCACUUCCAAAUAAAGAGGAUAUAUCUGAUAGCAAUGAGCAAAAGGCGACUAAAUUAGAGAGGGCCAAUGAUAAGGAAGAAGGUACACCACCAUUAUCGGACCAAAGCGGAGAAGAUGAUGCUGUUUUGUAUAAGCCCCACGAUAAUGCUCAACAGUUUAGUAAAAUUAACACCCACAAGAAUGAAAAUCUCAGGGAAAAUGUUAUAGUUCCAGAUUGGCGACUGUGUUUACCACCUCAGUCUGCGUCCUCUUCAACUGGUUCUUUAGCCAAUACUUUGUUUGGAAAUUCGUCUACUAUGAAUCAAGGGACUACACCCAAUUCUAAAAAUGACAUAACGAACUGGCGACAAUUUAUUAGUCAAUUAUCAAGUAAGUUGGGUUUUAAUACUCAAUCAUUAACAAAUGUAGUUGAGAAUGACAGUGAUAAGGGUAGCGAUAACUCAACCUCAGAUACCAAUGAAAGGAUGGAAAAGGAAUUUGACUUGAUGUACGAUAAGGCUUACAGAUUAUACGGAAGAUCAUUAGCUAAGUUACCACCUGGUAAGAGAGCAUGUUUACCUAACUAUGAUAAGUUUUACACAAGGUUAUCGAAUGAAGGAAAUAAAUCCUCUCAAUAUGCCUCUCUGGAAAAUAAUCAACUACAAGAUGAUGCAAAUGAUCCAAAUUCAAUUUCAAUUACUAAUGAUCCGAUGGGAAACUUAUUGAUUAAUCACAAGCCACGCCCAGCAAAGAGUUCCAAGUUGAACAUUAAUUCGUCAGAUAUAGUAUCACAUAAAUCUGGCCCUUUGCACAAAAUCAAGAAAAUUUUGAUUAUUGGUGUUCAUGGAUUCUUUCCUACAAAGAUGAUAAGACCUCUCAUAGGGGCUCCUAAAGGUACUUCUUUAAAAUUUGCAAAUGAGGCUGAAAAGGCUAUUAUUCGGUAUUGUAUUGAAAAUGGUUUAAUCACUGAAGAUGAAUCUUGCAAUGUAAGUAUUCAGAAAAUUGCCCUUGAAAAAGAAGGUAAAAUAUUUGAUAGGGUUGAAUUCUUUACUGAAAUUUUACAUUCAUGGCAAAAAGAAUUGAACGAAGCAGAUUUUAUCUUCGUUGCUUCGCAUUCACAAGGAUGUGUCGUUUCGAUUAUUCUUUUGGCUAAGCUUAUUAAAUUGGGUAUUCUAAAGGAUCCAAUACAAAAGAGGAUUGGAAUUUUAGGUAUGGCGGGUAUCAAUAAUGGUCCAUUUUACGGAGUCGAUAAAUCAUUUUUUGUGAAAGCGUAUUCGGCAAUUGAACAUGAAUCAAUGACAGAAUUAUUUGAACUAACUAAGUUUACCAGCCAACAAUCUUUGGUUUAUAAGGAAUCCACUCAAAUAAUUAUAAAUGCCAAUGUAAAGAUUUGUUUUAUUGGGUCCAUAAAUGAUCAGUUGGUACCUUUAUAUUCUGCCUUAGCAUCUCAUAUAUUUCACCCAAAUAUUUAUAGGGCUUGUUACAUUGAUCAUUCAUCGCAAACUCCUCUUUUUGUUCAGAAAUUGGUUUCAUUAUGUUGCCAAUUACAAAACUUAGGUUAUUUUGAUAACAAUGUUUUAAAAGAAUUAAGCACCGUCUUGGCGGGUCCAUUGACAGGAGGUGGCCAUUCUAAGAUAUAUAAUGACGGUAAGGUUUAUGAUUUAGGUGUAAAAUUCGUUUUGGAUACUGACGAUAUUGUCAUCCCUCCCACUCAGUCGUCUACAUUAUUAACGAAGGAUUUUCCGUAUCCUUUUGAGUUGAAUAAGAUAAAUUCGAAAACAAACUUAGUGACAAGUGGCGUUGGUACAUACGGACCAAUUGAUCAUGUUGACGAGGUAGAAGAGCUUGUGAAAGUACCAAUAUCGAACCAUGUUUAUAUUAAGGAAUAUAAUGUUGGAAAAAUAGGUACCAACCCCUUUAUAUUACCUUGGUGUUUAAGAGGAUUAAUUUUCAAUAUUGAAAAGAACUGGCCGAAUAAUAAUAAACUAUUAACCGUGGACAAUGGAGAUGAUUUAGGCAAAAAUGGGUAUGACGAAAUUAGUGAAUUAUAUGAACUGUUUGAAAACUGGAAACCUGAGAGUAAAUUAUUAAAAGACUUGAAAUUUAGACUUAACGGUAUUAGAGCUAGUAAACUCUAG